GAAGAAGAAGAUAAUCUCUGAAACUCACCUAUAUAUACACACUCUGAUGCAUGAAACACGAAGUGGAUAUUCACAGUUUCGAUUUUUCCCUUGUGGGUAUCUCUGGUUUUCUUCUACCAAUGUCGUUGGAGUGUCUAUCUCCCUUAACACACACCAAAAUCUACCUCAGUUCCACCACCGCCAAAUCCACGCUUCUCCGCCGCAACGCGCGUCGUUUCGUUCCCAAUUCGGUGUCGUUUAGGGUUCCGAGGAACGGGACUCUAUGGGGGGAGUUUGAUUUGUUGGGUGGGUUGAGGUUGAAUAAGAGGGUUUGCUCCGGCGAUGGAUUUAGGAAGAGGGGCGGUGUAAGCGCUGCUACUGGCGGUGAGGGGAGUGAUUCCGGUGAGAAGAGUGGGGAGGGGGAGAAGGGUUCGAACAGGAGGAGGGAGAAGCAGGGGAAGGGGUGGUGGUCGUGGUUGGGUUCGAUAGGUGAGAAGUGGAGGUGGCAGCCUAUAGUGCAGGCUCAGGAAGUUGGGGUUUUGGUUUUGCAAUUGGGGAUUGUGAUUUUUGUUAUGCGGUUGUUGAGGCCUGGGAUUCCUUUACCUGGCUCGGAGCCGCGGGCGGCGACGGCGUUUGUGAGUGUGCCUUAUAGUGAGUUCUUGAGUAGGAUUAACAAUGAUCAGGUGCUGAAGGUGGAGGUUGAUGGGGUUCAUAUUAUGUUCAAGUUGAAGACUGAUGUGGGGAGUGUUGGUGGUGGUGAGGUUGCUUCUAGUGGUAGGUUGCAGGCGGAGUCGGAGUCGUUGGUUAAGAGUGUUGCUCCUACAAAGAGGGUUGUGUAUACUACAACAAGGCCUAGUGAUAUAAGAACUCCUUAUGAAAAGAUGCUGGAGAAUGAGGUGGAGUUUGGGUCGCCGGAUAAGCGUUCUGGUGGAUUCUUCAACUCUGCUCUGAUAGCCUUGUUUUAUAUUUCUGUGCUUGUGCUGCUUCUCCAACGAUUCCCUGUAAGCUUUUCACAGCAUGCGGCUGGUCAGAUAAGGAACCGCAAAUCAGGAAUUUCUGCUGGUACUAAAUCAUCUGAAAAAGGUGAAACAAUCACUUUUGCUGAUGUUGCUGGUGUUGAUGAGGCUAAGGAGGAGCUGGAAGAGAUUGUGGAAUUCCUUCGAAAUCCAGAUAAAUAUGUACGACUUGGAGCCCGUCCUCCUCGAGGUGUUCUCUUGGUAGGUCUUCCGGGGACAGGCAAGACUUUACUAGCAAAGGCUGUAGCUGGGGAAGCUGAUGUGCCAUUUAUAAGUUGUUCCGCUAGUGAGUUUGUAGAGUUGUAUGUUGGAAUGGGUGCUUCCCGUGUGAGAGAUCUCUUUGCAAGGGCAAAGAAGGAAGCACCAUCCAUAAUAUUUAUUGAUGAGAUAGAUGCUGUGGCUAAAAGUCGUGAUGGAAAAUUUCGCAUAGUCAGCAAUGAUGAAAGAGAACAAACCUUGAACCAGUUGCUCACUGAGAUGGACGGGUUUGACAGCAAUUCAGCAGUGAUUGUUCUUGGGGCAACUAAUCGAGCAGAUGUCUUAGACCCUGCACUUCGCCGACCAGGAAGAUUUGAUCGAGUAGUUAUGGUAGAAACACCUGAUAGGAUUGGAAGAGAAGCCAUCCUGAAAGUUCAUGUUUCCAGGAAAGAACUUCCUUUAGCCAAGGAUGUUGACCUUAGCAACAUAGCUUCUAUGACUACUGGUUUCACAGGAGCGGAUCUUGCAAACCUAGUAAAUGAGGCUGCUUUAUUGGCGGGAAGACUGAGCAAAGUGGUUGUAGAGAAAAUUGAUUUCAUCCAAGCUGUGGAAAGAUCAAUAGCUGGCAUAGAAAAGAAGACUGCCAAGUUGCAAGGAACUGAGAAGGCUGUUGUUGCACGACAUGAAGCUGGUCAUGCUGUAGUAGGCACUGCAGUUGCAAAUCUUAUUGCUGGACAGCCACGUGUUGAGAAAUUAAGCAUAUUGCCUAGGUCAGGAGGGGCCUUGGGCUUUACUUAUAUUCCUCCAACAAAUGAGGAUAGGUACUUGCUUUUCAUUGAUGAGUUGCGUGGCCGCCUGGUGACCCUUCUUGGAGGACGUGCAGCAGAAGAAGUUGUUUAUUCUGGUCGAGUGUCAACAGGUGCACUUGAUGACAUUCGGCGUGCAACUGACAUGGCGUACAAAGCUAUAGCUGAAUAUGGUCUUAGUCAGACAAUAGGCCCUGUGUCAAUUGGCACUCUUUCUAAUGGUGGAAUGGAUGAGUCUGGGGGUUCAGUUCCUUGGGGAAGAGAUCAGGGACGCCUAGUUGAUCUUGUUCAAAGUGAGGUGAAAGCAUUGCUGCAGUCUGCUAUGGAAGUAGCGCUUUCCAUUGUGCGAGCUAAUCCUACUGUUUUGGAGGGUCUUGGUGCUCAUUUGGAAGAAAAGGAGAAAGUAGAGGGUGAAGAGCUACAGAAGUGGUUAAGAUUGGUGGUUGCUCCAACAGAGCUUGCAAUUUUUUUAGAAGGCAAGCAAAAGUCUCUUGCUCCAACAGAGCUUGCAAUUGCAGACAGGUUCCUGAACAGUUAAGAGUUACCUAUAAUGCUACCAGUGUGAAAUGGAACGCCGAGGUACGAUAUUUCACAUCAUUCAGCUAAAGGCAGUGAAAUUAUAUCUCUCACACAGCAUGCCAUACAACAUUGUAUAUUCCUGUAAGGUGAAUUUUGGCAUCAUUUUUAACACAUGACCAGUCUGCUAUAUGUAUUUACUCAACAAUUCACUCAACCAAAGCCACAGGGAAAAAGAAAAAUGAAGAAAUACAUACAUUAGUGCCACUCUCUGUCUCUAACUACAUAGGUACUGGUAAUUGAAUUUGUUGUAUAUUGACUAUUAUUUCAGUCAUGAUGAAAUGUAAAUAAUGUAUAGUUGUAUACAUUAUGAUUCUGUGAAAUAUAUAGGACUCUGCUACAUUUUAGCACCAAAAUGUUUUAUUGAAAUUGCUAGCAACAUGGUUAGUAAUAAAUUCCAUUUUCAAA
Lotus japonicus is the source of this 2983-nucleotide messenger RNA. RefSeq names its product ATP-dependent zinc metalloprotease FTSH 9, chloroplastic-like. The transcript is spliced from 13 exons. NCBI's taxonomy places the organism in Eukaryota, Viridiplantae, Streptophyta, Magnoliopsida, Fabales, Fabaceae. Gene Ontology annotation, biological process: proteolysis. Gene Ontology annotation, molecular function: ATP binding; ATP hydrolysis activity; ATP-dependent peptidase activity. The coding region runs from base 51 to 2537 and encodes 828 amino acids. Gene Ontology annotation, cellular component: chloroplast thylakoid; membrane. The record is from RefSeq and is a predicted model, not a curated record.